Molecule: messenger RNA, 375 nt
Organism: Closterium sp. Naga37s-1
Lineage: Eukaryota; Viridiplantae; Streptophyta; Zygnematophyceae; Desmidiales; Closteriaceae
Source: the annotation of a GenBank genome assembly
GACAGGCGUGGGGCCAUGGCUGCUGUCGCCACCACCCCCACCAACACCGCCACCACUUCGAGCAUCACUGCCGCUCAGCCGCCUUCCACCAUCCCUCCCGCCAACCACACAUGUGAGCUGCGGGUGGCGUGUGGGUCGGCAGAGGAGGCACUCAUUCUGCGCAACACACUGGCAGUCGACGCCGAGCUGCAACCAGACAAGCUCGUGCGGGUGAUCACAGCCCACGACACCCACCUCUCCGUCUCCUUCUCAUGCCCCGAUGCCCGUCUGCUCCGUGCGGCCUUCAACGCCUUCAUGGACUCGCUCAUCCUCGCUGCUCGCACCAUCGAAGCCUUUGGCCCGCCGCCUCCCAUGCAACAACCAUGCCUGCAAUGA